Psilocybe cubensis is the source of this 2349-nucleotide messenger RNA. RefSeq lists its product as uncharacterized. Lineage: Eukaryota; Fungi; Basidiomycota; Agaricomycetes; Agaricales; Agrocybaceae. Bases 1 to 2349 code for a protein of 782 amino acids. Gene Ontology annotation, cellular component: nucleus; division septum; mating projection tip. Gene Ontology annotation, molecular function: guanyl-nucleotide exchange factor activity; protein binding. The record is from RefSeq and is a predicted model, not a curated record. Gene Ontology annotation, biological process: establishment of cell polarity; septin ring organization. The transcript has 7 exons.
AUGGCCUCCAUAGGACGGCGCCAGAUUGAUACCAAGUUCCUGAACUCAGGGAUUCUCAACAAAUCCGCCUCGCAAUCUUCCUCUCUGUAUCAGAAAUGUUCACUGUUGCGCGGAAGACUGCGUAGAAUCCGCGGUUUCGCAGAACUAUUCCCAGAUGUGGUGGAAUCACCAUCUCGAGACCCAGUCGCCUACAUCUGGGACUUAUUCUCAACGGGAACCCCCCUGUGCUACAUAUAUGACCAGCUCCCUGCUGAUGAAGGCUUCAAGAAAAUCAAUCAUUACGCACUCUCCAAACGUAACUAUGAAACUGAAUCAGAAACAAAUCGCGCAAAGAAGCAUGCCAUUGCCCUCUUUGCUAUGGAGCUUAGAGUGUCGAAUAUCACUGAAAAGAUAUCUGGCUGUGAGAUGUUUACUGUGACGGAGUUGUGGGACCGCCACUCAACUGAUGGUUUGGUCAAGGUCGUCGACACAGUCACCGCAAUUGUAGAUCAUCUUCCACCGGAAGUCUUUGAUGACGACGUUGCUUCUGAGGAUCCUUCUAACGCAGCAAAUGUGCACGAUGCCGUUCAACAGAAUAUCAUUCGCGAAAUGCUGGAAACGGAACGGAAAUACGUUCAGAAUCUGGAAGUACUGCAGAGUUUCUCCAAUGCUCUUUCACAAGGGAACAUCGUCAGCCAGGAUACGAUACACCUACUAUUCCCUAACCUAAAUAAGCUUCUCAAUUUCCAGCGGAAGUUCUUGAUCAGUCUUGAAUUUACUGCUCAGCUUCCUCUACAAGUACAACGCUGGGGGCAACUCUUUCUUGAAAAUGAAGAGGAGUUCUCGGUGUACGAACCGUAUUGUGUUAAUUAUAAACACGCAACUGAGUUAAUGGUAGACCAUGAAAGAGAUUUAUCCUCUUUCAAUCAUAUUCUCAACGCCAAAUCCGAGCUUCCUGCAUUGUUACUUAAACCCAUUCAACGGGUUUGUCAAUACCCUCUUCUUCUCGAGUCACUUGUCAAAGCACUUCCCCCGGAGGUCUACGAACAUCACUACGAACUCAUUCGCGCUUCAGAAUCUGCCAAAAGAAUUAUCACUAAAAUCAACGAGGCGCAAAGACGCAAUGAAAACCAAGAAAUCGUCAAGGACCUCGCAGCUAGGGUCGCAGAUUGGAAAGGGCAUCACAUCGAAAAUUUCGGAGAACUCGUUCUUCACGAAUCUUUCACGGUUACGAAAUCGGACGUUGACCGAAACUAUGAAGCUUUUUUGUUCGAAAAAAUACUCAUUCUCUGUAAAGAAGCUACUGCCCCUGUAAACAAAAGGAAGAAGAAUCAGGCGAUCCUAAAAAAAUCUGUCUCAGUUGCUACCCCUCAGCCACAAAAGCCUCCCCUCUUGCUAAAAGGUCGCAUCUUUAUAGCGAACGUUGUAUCCGCAAAACCUACCACACCGAACCGGCCAAAUUCGUAUCCCUUGGGUGUGUAUUGGAAGGGAGAUUAUGAAGUGGAAUCUUUUACAAUGCACUGCCGACGAGAAGAACAGAUGAAACAGUGGCAAACUGCUGUCACACGUUUGGUAACUGAAGCGGCUUCUCGUCGUAUUCAGCUUGUAGCGGAACAGAAAAUAAACGGCGUUAUGCGCACACAAAUUGGACCAACCCCUCAUACACCUACAUCGCUUUACUCGCUGAGUUCGGAUUUUGCGACUAUUGGCGGUAGAAAUCGUUAUUCAGCAUAUAAUGAGGAUGAAGAGUCAAACCACUAUGGACCCGAUUCUGCAUCAGAAGAUGGAGAACUUGAGGAAUAUAUCCCACCUUCUUGUCCCUCUUCUGGAAGAAGUACGCCUGUUGAAAGGCGCAGAUUGUAUAAAUCGCGAAGCUUGUCCGCAAAGUUUUUGUCCUGCAAAAACCUCAAUGGAUCGCCGCUGGUGUUUGGCAAAAUAACGCGCAGCAGGAGUUUCAGUGUACCAUACAUUGAUACGUCAAAAUCCACGGGGUCUCCGCGUGAAUCCUCGCCCCCUACACCUGUCAGCUAUCUGACUCUACUAUCAACAUCGCACGCAAUGGACAGAGAAUGGCCCCCGCACUCGGAGGAUUCAAAAGUCAACAAAUUCAAUCCAUCAAUUCCAAUGGUCAAAUUGAAAAUCCGUUACUACGAUGAUAUUUUCAUCAUUCAUCUCCCGAAGAUGGUGGAUUUUGCUGGGCUGUACGCUAACCUUGAAAGAAAGAUUCGUCUUUGUGGACCGCGGAAAAGCACGGCACCGUUGCGCGUUAAGUAUCGGGACGCAGAUGGGGACAUGAUAUCGCUGACUUCGACGGAGGACCUGCAGAUAGCCCUUGACCAUGAGCAAGUAAUAACAUUAUUUGUAACUUGA